Messenger RNA from Colletotrichum acutatum, 420 nucleotides. RefSeq names its product 60S ribosomal protein L23. Gene Ontology annotation, cellular component: cytosolic large ribosomal subunit; ribosome. The transcript is spliced from 5 exons. The coding region runs from base 1 to 420 and encodes 139 amino acids. Gene Ontology annotation, biological process: translation. The record is from RefSeq and is a predicted model, not a curated record. NCBI's taxonomy places the organism in Eukaryota, Fungi, Ascomycota, Sordariomycetes, Glomerellales, Glomerellaceae. Gene Ontology annotation, molecular function: structural constituent of ribosome; large ribosomal subunit rRNA binding.
AUGGCCAAGCUCUCUCGCGGUGCCCCCGGUGGCAAGCUCAAGAUGACCCUCGGUCUUCCCGUUGGUGCCGUCAUGAACUGCGCCGACAACUCUGGUGCCCGUAACCUUUACAUCAUCUCCGUCAAGGGUAUCGGUGCCCGCCUCAACAGACUGCCCGCCGGUGGUGUCGGUGACAUGGUCAUGGCCACCGUCAAGAAGGGAAAGCCCGAACUCCGCAAGAAGGUCCACCCCGCCGUCAUCGUUCGCCAGUCCAAGCCCUGGAAGCGUUUCGACGGUGUCUUCCUGUACUUCGAGGACAACGCCGGUGUCAUCGUCAACCCCAAGGGUGAGAUGAAGGGCUCCGCCAUUACCGGCCCCGUCGGUAAGGAGGCUGCUGAGCUCUGGCCCCGUAUUGCCAGCAACUCUGGUGUCGUCAUGUAA